AUGCCGAGAAAUCCUAAACCUGCUAUCCCUGAAAUGAGUGACGGCACCUUGAUGAUCGAUGAUGGUAACUCAAACAACUGUAAACAAUGCGGAGGACCAGAGACCGAUGAAAUGGUCCAAUGCGACAGCUGCGAUUUAUGGUUUCAUUUUAGUUGCGUGGACGUAACAGACAGCGUCGCAGACCGGUCAUGGAGUUGCCCAUCAUGCCGUGCUAAUGUUCAAAGCUCAGUAAGUACCCAUAAAUUGCCCCUUAAUGUGCCACAGAUUCGCCCGACAAUUAGUCAAAUGCCCCCCGUUGAAAAGGCUACUCAUCAUCUUCGAAAAACAAUCGACGUCGUGAGCCAACUAUCAAUACCAAGUACGAAUAUAGCCCCAAGUUCUAUUUUCCCCCCAUUAAAUACAACACCAACAAUAACAUUUGCUUCAUCGAAUGACGUUCGCCGUAGACCAACAUCAAACGUAAAUAUACAGUCAAUUCCUGUCAGUACUACGCUCAAUUUGAACUCGAUCGUGCAACCCAGUGCAAUGUUUAGUGCGCCUAUUUCUAGUGCUAUGGUUUCUGUUUCGAAAACACCCAUCUCUUCUAGAAAUGCUCCACCAGUAACGGCCAACAAGUUGUCCAUGCAGCCUGCGAACGAUAAACGCAACCUUGGAAAGGAACUUCCAGCGAAUCAACUGCAGCAGAAAGCGACAAAUUCCCGAAGGUCAUCAACUAACCGAGCCAUUCUUCUAGAGCUGAAGAAGUUGGAGGAAGAGCAGGAGAUUCUCAAUCAAAUGCACCAACAGAAAUUGGAUAAUCUUAGCAAACGAUAUGACUUACUUCAAGAGGCGGCCAGUGAAUCAUCCUAUGGGUUUGCUGCGGAGGAGGUGGAUUCGGAUACAAAGGUAGAAGAUUGGCUAGAACGGUCCAAUCAGCAGAAGGCUAAUCCCUUUGAAGAGGAAUGGAACCACUCGGCCACAGGCAGGAGACCUCCGAAUGCAGCUGUACCAUCGGGCAUGACAUCGCGACGUGAAGAUGUACCUCUCCAACCGGUUACUCAGCAGCGACGAUCUUCCGGUAAGAUACGAUUUGAGCAACAGUUAGUUACAGCAGCAAAUGAUAAUCAUAAUGAUCGGAUGCUACCAAGUCAGCAGCCGUUCCUACAACCCUUUGGAGAACAAGCACAACGUUAUAAUGAUCUCGGAGGCUCACAGCACCAAGCAGCAAAUUAUCAAUUCCUUCCUAAACACCGAUCAACGCCUCAGUAUUCAAACUUCCAUACUGUACAGGGGAAUGCAGACAUCGACCUGACUAACAGCCAAGUACACGCUAGGCAAGCUGUAAACCGAGAGCUUCCCAUCUUUAGCGGAAUUCCUGAAGAGUGGCCCCUGUUCUUUUCCACCUUUAAUACCACUACCUCAAUGUGCGCGUUUACACCCGAAGAGAACCUUUUACGGCUUCAAAAAUGUUUAAAGGGAAAGGCGUUCGAUGCAGUCAAAUGCAUGUUGAUGCACCCAUCCAAUAUAACAACUAUCAUUUCAACGUUACGCAUGCUAUUUGGAAAUCCAGAAAUUAUUAUUCAUAAUCUUGUUUCGAAAAUUCAAGCCACUCCAGCACUGCAAGCAGAACGGUUGGAUACACUUAUUGAGUUUGCUCUGGAAGUGAAAAAUUUGUGUGCAACAAUUGAAGCAUGCCAAUUGGAAGAGUAUACUUAUAACAUCACACUUCUCCGUGCGCUAAUUGGAAAACUUCCUAUGUUGUUCCAGGUGGAAUGGGCAAAGUUUACGAGAUCGUUGACUGUAUUGACCCUUAAAAAGUUUUCUGAUUGGCUUUAUGAUUUAGCCGAAACAGUUUCACCAAUAGCUUCUUUAACAACAAAUGCCAGGAUGGUGAAAGUCGCCAAAAGAGGCACAGCGUUUCUCAACACACACUUAGAGUGUAAUCAAGUACAGUUAGAUUCCUUUCCAUCAAAUAGGCAGAACGAACAGGAAAACACUAGAGCUUUCGUACAGAACAAAAUUGUCGAUAGGGCUUGCAUGGUAUGUAAGGAAGGCUGUCCAAAUAUUGAGAAAUGUAAACGAUUCGAAGAAUUAAGCUUCAAGGCGCGCUGGGCAGUUGUGAACGAAUUCAGACUCUGCAAACGUUGUCUAGGAAGACAUGGACGAGCUCCUUGCAAAUCGCACAAAAUCUGUGGACAGCAGGGCUGUCAGUAUAAGCAUCACCCAUUCCUUCACAAAUUUAUCGAGGUAGGACCACAAAGCGUUCUAAGGGAAGGACCACAAAGCGAUCCAAUGGAAGGACCAAGUUCAAUUACCACAGGUGAAUGUAAUAUGCACCACUCUUCCAAUCAAGCACUUUUGCGAGUAGUGCCUGUCAUACUUUACGGACCUCAAAAACAAAUACAUACGCAUGCGUUUCUUGACGAUGGAUCGUCCAUUACCUUGGUUGAUACAGCACUAGCGUCGGACUUAGGAAUCAGUGGAAAAUCUGAACCUCUUUGUCUGAAAUGGACAGGAAACAAGACUCGUAGGGAAAUGGAUUCCAAAAAUAUAAGCCUCGAAAUAUCAGGUACAGAGAAAAAUCACAAACGUUUCCAACUACCAGAAGUACACACCGUAUCCAAUCUCAAUUUAUUUCACCAGACAUUGGAUAUGGAAAAACUGAAAGAUCGCUACCAACAUCUGCAGGGAAUUCCGGCGAAAUCCUAUAUAGACGUACAACCAAGGAUUCUUAUUGGCAGCAAUUACGCAAAUUUAGGUUACGUUUUGAAAGGGAAAGAAGGUAGAAUGUUUGAGCCGGUUGCUACCAAAACUCGACUUGGCUGGAUCGUAUACGGAGGCAGUGACAAAACGUGGCUACAGUUCUUAGAGUAUCACCACCUGCAUCACUGUGAAUGCAAGGAAAAAGGAAACGAUGAACUUCAUAACGCAAUGAAAGAGUUUUUCGCUAUCGAUAAAGCUGGUAUCGAAAAACCUAUGAGGCUGAUUGAGUCAAAGGAAAACCGCCGUGCAUGUGACAUCUUGGAAUCAUUUCAGCGUACUGCGAGUGGUCGUUAUAAACUAAGACUUCUGUGGAAAUUCGAUGAAUUUCGUUUACCAAACAGUAAAGCUAACGCUCUACGUCGAGCACAGUGUCUCGAAACGAAACUUAGAAAGGACCCACAGCUAGCUGCUGUGUUGACUGACAAGAUCAAUGAUUACGUUUCCAAGGGCUAUAUUCGAAAAUUAUCUGACAAAGAGCUGGCUGUAAAGCAGAAACGAGAAUGGUAUUUGCCUAUAUUCCCGGUAUUUAAUGCCAACAAACCGAAGAAGGUACGCCUGGUGUGGGACGCAGCAGCUAAGGUUCAAGGUGUCUCGCUCAACUCACUACUGCUCAAGGGUCCUGAUCAGAAUACCUGCCUACUCGAUGUGCUGAUUCGGUUUAGAGAGAACCGGAUAGGGGUAUGCGGCGACAUUAGGGAAAUGUACCAUCAAAUUCUCGUCGCCGAAGAGGAUCAACACUGCCAGCGCUUUCUAUGGAAAGGGAAUCUAACGGAUGGCGAACCAAGCACCUAUGUGAUGCAGGUGAUGACCUUUGGAGCAAGCUGCUCCCCCAGUUGUGCUCAGUUCGUAAAAAACUUAAAUGCAGAAAAAUACGAAAGCCAAUACCCUAGAGCAGCCGCAGUAAUAAAAAAUAAUCACUACGUUGAUGACAUGCUGCUAAGUGUGGAGUCAGAACAAGAAGCUAGUCAACUGGCUCAAGAUGUUCAUUUUAUACAUGCUCAAGCGGGAUUUGAGAUGCGAAACUGGUUAUCGAAUUCUCCAACAGUAUUAGCAGCGCUCAAUGGAAGUAGUCUACAAGGAAAAAGCUUAAACUUUGAAGAUGAGUUGUCCACAGAGAAAGUCCUAGGGAUGUGGUGGUGUACUGCAGCCGAUUGUUUUACGUACAAAUUGUCUCCGAAACACGAAGAAGAUUUGCUAGCCGGCAGACGCGUACCAACGAAGCGUGAAGUACUUCGCACACUUAUGGCGAUUUUCGAUCCGCUAGGAUUUCUUUCAAAUCUACUUAUCUUCCUCAAAAUACUGCUGCAGGAAAUUUGGAGGAGUUCAAUUGGAUGGGACGAAAAAAUACCGAAAAAACUUUUUGAUGACUGGCUAAUGUGGCUUAGCGUGUUACCAACAGUUCAAAACAUCAAAAUUCCCCGCUGUUAUCGCUCGAAAAUAUCGUUUGAUGAGAAUACAUCGAUAACCUUACACACAUUUGUUGAUGCAAGCGAAUUAGGAUAUGCGGCUGUAGUUUAUCUUCGAUUCCAACAGGGCAACAGAGUUGAAGUUGCCAUUGUAGGGGCUAAGGCUCGAGUAGCACCCUUGAAGUUUCUUUCAAUACCGCGUAUGGAACUACAGGCAGCAGUUAUUGGGACCAGAUUGGCUGAUUCUGUUGCGAAGGCACUAUCGUUCAAGACGAAGCAACGGUUCUUUUGGAGUGAUUCCCGAAACGUUCUUUGUUGGAUAAGAUCAGACCACCGCCGAUACUCACACUACGUUGCUCAUCGGGUCAGUGAAAUUUUGGAAACCACACAAAUUAAGGACUGGAAAUGGAUAUCCACCAUGGACAACGUUGCAGAUGAAGCUACGAAGUGGCAACGCUUACCUGAUCUUAACAACCAAAGUCGAUGGCUAAAUGGUCCAGACUUCCUGAGAGAAAACGAAACGGCGUGGCCAAGCGAGCACUUUGGGAAGGAGUUUACGGAAGAAGAGCUUAGACCGAAUAAUUCUUGUAACGUGCAUAGCAUAUUUCCUGUCAAUCAUUUACGACCAGAUAAUUGUAGGAGUUGGAAUUUUCUCAGGCGAACUGCAGCCUGGGUUCUGCGAUACAUUGCCAACCUCAAAAUUAAAGAAGAAUUUAAGACGAAACGCGAACUGGGACCACUUUCCGGCAAAGAAAUCCACCGAGGGGAGGUUUUAGCGUUUAGAGAAGCCCAAAGUGAGCACUUCGAUGGCGAAAUUAGUUUACUAAGCUCAACAUUACCUUCCCCGUCUCAAAUACCGAAAUCAAGCUCAAUAUAUAAGCUUUGGCCAUUUCUCGAUGACGAACGAGUCUUGCGAGCUUCUACUCGGAUCGGCGCUUGUGAAGCAGUCAGCAUGGAUGCAAAACAUCCUAUCAUACUUCCGAAAGACCAUCGAAUCACUUGGCUAAUCGUACAACACUACCAUGUUAAAUUCUAUCAUCGCAACCAUCAGACAGUCAUCAAUGAAAUACGACAAAGGUUCCGUAUAACUCCUAGGUUAUCCAGUUUGUACUGGAAGGUUCGAGCGAAUUGCCAGUUGUGCAAGAAUCUGAAGGCUGCUCCGAGACCACCUCGGAUGAGUAAUCUUCCAGCAACAAGACUUUCCGCGUUUACCAGACCAUUCUCGUUCGUAGGCGUCGACUAUUUCGGUCCGAUGUUUGUCACCGUGAAGCGUAGUACUGAAAAGCGUUGGGGCGUAUUGAUAACAUGUUUGACUAUUAGAGCUGUACACAUCGAGAUAGCACAUUCCUUGUCAGCAGAAUCCUGCAUAAUGGCACUUAGAAAUUUUAUGGGGAGAAGAGGUACACCGAUUCAAAUUUUUAGCGACCGUGGCACAAAUUUCAUAGGGGCAAAUAAAGAGCUUAAGUUGGCAUUAAGGGAAAUGAACCAGAAUACUAUUCUUCGAGAAAUUUCAAGUCCAGACACCACUUGGUCUUUCAUACCACCAGCGUCUCCUCAUAUGGGUGGAUCUUGGGAACGAAUGAUCCAAACAGUUAAACGUAACCUAAAUCAGAUCAAACCCAAGCACCAACUUAACGAUGAGGUGCUACGCAACUUGUUAAUAGAAGUAGAGAACACCGUCAACUCUAGGCCGCUAACUCAUGUUUCAUCUGAGGAUUCGGAGCAACCAGUAUUAACUCCGAACCACUUCUUGGUUGGGUCAUCGAACGGGUUGAAACCAGCCUCGUUGUUGGACGACAGGGACGAAGUCGUGAACAAAUCGUGGAAGUCGUCGCAGAUAGAAGCAAAUAUCUUCUGGAAACGUUGGGUACGAGACUACCUACCCGAUCUUACCAAACGUACAAAAUGGCACGCUCCAGUGGUUCCUAUCCAGGUGGGCGAUAUCGUGGUGGUAGUGGACUCCAAUCUACCUAGAAACUGCUGGCCAAUUGGCAGAGUUAUUUCAGCAGAACCAAGCAACGACGGAGAAGUAAGAAAGGCGGUCAUCCAGACAUCCAACGGAAUCUACGAACGACCAGCAGUGAAGCUUGCUGUACUGGAUGUUCAACGCAAAACGGAGUAA
Molecule: messenger RNA, 6270 nt
Organism: Uranotaenia lowii
Lineage: Eukaryota; Metazoa; Arthropoda; Insecta; Diptera; Culicidae
Exons: 1
Coding region: 1-6270 (2089 amino acids)
Biological process (GO): DNA integration
Molecular function (GO): nucleic acid binding
Source: RefSeq, a predicted model, not a curated record